Spodoptera frugiperda (fall armyworm) is the source of this 654-nucleotide messenger RNA. RefSeq lists its product as uncharacterized. The transcript has 3 exons. NCBI's taxonomy places the organism in Eukaryota, Metazoa, Arthropoda, Insecta, Lepidoptera, Noctuidae. The coding region runs from base 254 to 511 and encodes 85 amino acids. The record is from RefSeq and is a predicted model, not a curated record.
AUACAGUAAAAUAGUAAAUUAAUAUUUACAUGAUAAUAUGUUAUUUUUUUGUAAAUGAACAAGUUGGAAACAGUUGCAAAUUAAUAAUGAAUUGGUAGUUCUUUGUUUUCUGCUUACGUUAUACUCUGUGAAAAUUAUUCCGAUUGCGACUCUGACAAAUUUUUAUAGAAACGAUCCCGGACGAUUCUGUCUAGUUGAUCGUCUUUCUGUCUUAUUUCCAGUGAUUUAACGUGAAAAUUCAUUACUAACAAUCAUGAUUGCCUCACGAACCAUUGUAUCCAGGCUAUUUCAACAAUCUGUGAGGCGCUACCACAAUGAACACUUCAAGCCGCCCACCAUGGACGAGCUGCCGGUACCCCGCGGCUCCUGGCAGGCCCAGUACGACGCCAACCAGCGCCGCUACAACCUCGCUCUUUUGUUUGGAAUUGCCUUCACCGCUGGGACAUUGGUUGUUGCCAAGGCUUCUGGUUUGGUGUACCUGAACUACUCGCCCCCAAAGUCUCUGGAUUAGAUUUUGCUGUGGAAUUUAAAUAUAUUCAAAUUUUGUAAAAGAAAUGUCAUGGAAAACGUCCUUGUGGGUUACAUUUACAAAAAUUGAAUAAAAAUCAAUUAAUAGUCGACUUAGUAUUCUAAUCAAUAUACUUUUUGUUUUAA